Molecule: messenger RNA, 780 nt
Organism: Aureobasidium uvarum
Lineage: Eukaryota; Fungi; Ascomycota; Dothideomycetes; Dothideales; Saccotheciaceae
Source: the annotation of a GenBank genome assembly
AUGUCCAUCGCCUCACCCCGACCAAGUCUCAAUCUCCCCUCCAGCCGCCGCGGCUCCACCAGCACAAUAAAUUCCGCCCGCUCACCCUCGACCUCACGACCAUCCUCGAUCCGCAACAACAGCACAACCAGCACACCCACCCCGGCCUCCUCACGCCGCCGCGACCGCGCCGCCCUCCGCGAAUUCUACAAUCUCCAAGCCUCUGCGACUNNCCAGACGCCAAACCGCCGCCCGCAGCAGCUGCCACCACCCUCGCAACCNGAAGACCCUGGGCCUCAAGACGCAUUGGCAACUCUCGAUACCGACACCUUCUCAGCAAAACAAUACGUGGAUGGCUUGCUUGGAUCUUCGGAUGCGGAAACGCUGUUGCGCACGUUGAACGCCAUUACGAUUUCUGCGUUGGGGCUGGAAGGCGACAAGAAAGCUUUGGUGUAUGAUAAUUAUACUACUUUGUUGAGUGCGACGAGUACGAUCAGUGGGUUGAGGGAGAAUGAUGCGCCGAUGGCGACGUUGGAGCCGGCGGUCAAGCAUAUUGCUGAUGUUGCCGUGAGUAUUGCGGGGAGUAGGGAUGUGGGGGACGGGGUUAAGGAGAGGCAGAAAGAGACUGUGAGGUGGGUGUUGGGUGCGCCAGAAAGAUUAAGAGCGCUAAAAGAGCAAGAGAAAGAGGAGGAGAUGCAGAGGGAGUGGGAUCAAGUACGAGGGUUACUUGGAAAGUGGGAGGGUGUCAAGGGUGUGGACGAGGUGAAAAGCAAAUGUGAAGAUGUUGUUGGCAAGGACUGA